UCCAACGGUUCUCAUCCAAUUAUUUCCUCGUCUCAUCCGCAGGAUGUAGGCUAGGUUAGCUCAGAGAUAAUCAGUUUCUCGCUGGUGUUUAUAGCUUCAAGGUACAUUCGUCUUCCUCCUUGAUGAGAGGGAAGAACAGGGCUCCAUCCACAUUUCACUCAGACUACAUCGAGAGAGUCAGAUGGUCAUGGAAGCAGCAGAUGAGGAGAGGCCACUGCUGAACCAUCUUUGCCGGCCUCCACAGCCACAGGAAGAAUGCUCAAGAUACACCGGUGAUGGAACAGUUGAUAUCAACGCACAGCCUGCUCUCAAGCAGAGCACCGGCAACUGGAGAGCAUGCUUCUUCAUUCUAGGUGCCGAAUUCAGCGAAUGCGUGUGCUUCUUCGCCGUCUCGAAGAACUUGAUCACCUACCUUACGACGGUGCUCCACGAGAGCAACGUCGGCGCCGCGAGGAAUGUGUCCGCCUGGGUCGGCAGCUGCUUCCUCACGCCGAUCAUCGGAGCCUUCUUGGCCGACUCUUAUUGGGGAAGAUAUUUGACAAUUCUAGUCUUCCUCUCCGUUUACACAUUCGGGAUGCUCAUCAUGGCAUCAUCAACGGCGCUUCCGUUGCUCCUGCCACGUUCGUCCGACGAGGGCAGUGGUUUCCACCGUGCCGCAGUGUACCUGGGGCUCUACCUCGUCGCCCUCGGCACCGGCGGCAUCAAGCCCUGCAGCGCGGCCCUCGGGGCCGACCAGUUCGACGGCGCCGACCCGACGGAGCGGCUGGCCAAGGCCUCCUUCUUCAACUGGUACUACUUCUCGAUCAACAUUGGCUCGCUGCUGUCGGCGACGCUGCUUGUGUGGGUGCAGGACAACAUCGGGUGGACCCUCGGGCUCGCGAUCCCGACGGUGCUCAUCGGGUUCGGCCUCGCCAUAUUCGUCGCCGGCCGGAAGAUAUACAGGUACAAGCCACUGGGAGCGGGAAGUAGUCCGCUGACGCGGGUCUCCCAAGUGCUUGUCGCGGCCGCGAGGAACUGCCGUCUCGAGCUGCCCGAUGAUACGUCGGCCCUGCACGAACAUGGCCGGGCUGAGCAGCACACCAGUCAAUUCAGGUUCUUUGACAAGGCUGCGAUCGUGCUCCCGUCGCCGGAGAAGAAGGGCCCGUGGAGGCUCUGCACGGUGUCGCAGGUGGAGGAGCUGAAGAUGCUGCUGCGCAUGUCCCCCGUCUGGGCGUCGAUGCCCGUCUUCUUCGCGGUCACCGCGCAGAUGUCGUCGACGAUGAUCGAGCAGGGCAUGGCCAUGGACAACCGCGUCGGCGCCUUUGUCGUGCCGCCGGCGUCGCUCUCCACCUUUGACAUCGUCAGCGUCCUCGUGUGCGUUCCGCUCUACGAUGCCGUGCUGGUGCCGCUCUCACGGCGCAUCACCGGCGAGGACAGGGGAUUCACGCAGCUGCAGCGCAUCGGCGCCGGCCUCGCACUGUCCACGGCCGCCAUGGCGUACGCCGCGUUGGUCGAGGCAAGGCGAUUGGCGUCCGCGACCUCGAUGAGCAUCAUGUGGCAGGCGCCGUGCUACUUCGUGCUGGGCGCGGCCGAGGUGUUCGCCAGCAUCGGCAUGCUCGAGUUCUUCUACGACCAGUCCCCAGGGUCCAUGAAGAGCCUGGGCGCCGCGCUUGCACAGCUCGCCAUCGCUGGUGGCAGCUACCUCAACUCCGCCCUGCUCGGCGCCGUCGCGUCGGCCACGGGGUGGAUCCCGGACGACCUCGACCAAGGCCACCUCAACUACUUCUAUUGGUUCAUGGCUGCUCUCAGCGCGCUCAACCUGUUGCAGUUCGUCUACUGCUCUACCCGACACAAAAGAUAAAGAUCAUCACUUUCUUAACUACUCAAUAUGUACUCCGUGCAACUACUUUCUCCGUUCCUAAAUAUAAAUCUCUAUUUCGCUAA
Messenger RNA from Hordeum vulgare subsp. vulgare (domesticated barley), 1923 nucleotides. RefSeq names its product protein NRT1/ PTR FAMILY 8.3-like. The record is from RefSeq and is a predicted model, not a curated record. Gene Ontology annotation, biological process: transmembrane transport; oligopeptide transport. The transcript has 5 exons. Gene Ontology annotation, molecular function: transmembrane transporter activity. Gene Ontology annotation, cellular component: membrane. Lineage: Eukaryota; Viridiplantae; Streptophyta; Magnoliopsida; Poales; Poaceae. Bases 182 to 1840 code for a protein of 552 amino acids.